UGGUUGGAGAGUUUAAUGUAACCUCCACUCUUUUCAUUCACCUUUUCCUCGUUACAUACCUCAAUAUUUAAUCAACCAAACCCUACGCUCCUCCCUCCUAUAAAUUCUUCCUCCCCUCAAUUAAAAUUCCAAUCCAUUUUCUCUCUUUUUCUCUCAAGAUUUUCAGCGAUGGCCCAGCUGCUUGAUCUGAAAGAUGAUCUAGACAUUGUGAUUCCAACAAUCAGAAACCUUGAUUUCUUGGAGAUGUGGAGGCCUUUCUUUCAGCCAUACCACCUCAUCAUUGUCCAAGAUGGUGACCCCUCCAACACCAUUGCCGUCCCUAACGGCUUCAACUACGAGCUUUACAACCGCAAUGAUGUGAACAAGGUCCUAGGUCCCAAGGCCAGCUGCAUUUCUUUCAAGGACUCCGCUUGUCGCUGCUUCGGUUUCUUGGUUUCCAAGAAAAAGUACAUCUUCACCAUCGAUGACGAUUGUUUUGUGGCGAAGGAGCCUAGUGGGAAGGAGAUAAAUGCUUUGUCACAGCACAUUAGGAACCUGCUGACACCAUCAACCCCAUUGUUCUUCAACACACUCUACGAUCCGUUUGCAAACGGGGCGGACUUUGUUCGCGGGUACCCGUUUAGCUUGAGAGAAGGUGUGCCUACUGCUAUUUCUCACGGCCUUUGGCUGAAUAUCCCUGACUAUGAUGCCCCAACUCAGCUAGUCAAGCCUCUUGAGCGCAACACCAGGUAUGUGGAUGCUGUGAUGACAAUCCCCAGAGGCACCCUUUUCCCAAUGUGUGGGAUGAACCUGGCGUUCAAUAGGGAGUUGAUAGGUCCAGCCAUGUAUUUUGGGCUCAUGGGUGAUGGCCAACCCCUUGGUAGAUAUGAUGACAUGUGGGCUGGCUGGUGUGCCAAGGUGAUUUGUGACCAUUUGGGUCUAGGAGUUAAGACAGGACUGCCAUACAUAUGGCAUAGCAAGGCAAGCAACCCAUUUGUGAACUUGAAGAAAGAGUACAAAGGAAUAUACUGGCAAGAAGAUAUGAUUCCAUUUUUCCAACAAAUUGUGCUCCCAAAAGAGUGCAAAACUGUCCAAGAUUGCUACAUUGAGCUUGCCAACAAGGUGAAGGAAAAGCUUGGCCCUCUUGAUCCCUACUUUGAGCAGCUUGGGGAUGCCAUGGUUACUUGGAUUGAAGCCUGGGAUGAGCUCAACCCACCGCCUGAAACAGCAAACUAAUUUGGCUCAAUCAAAUGGUUUUAUAUGAAAAAUCAUCCAAAUUGCUAAAAUUUACUAUUGAGUUGUUAUGAGUUUUUACUGUAUUAGUAGGUAGUGAUGAUCACAUUACCCGUUUUACUGUACUAAAAUUGUUCCUAUAAAGUUGUUCGAGUUGAAAGAGUA
Pyrus x bretschneideri (Chinese white pear) is the source of this 1377-nucleotide messenger RNA. RefSeq names its product UDP-arabinopyranose mutase 1. The record is from RefSeq and is a predicted model, not a curated record. Gene Ontology annotation, biological process: plant-type cell wall biogenesis; UDP-L-arabinose metabolic process. The transcript is spliced from 4 exons. Gene Ontology annotation, molecular function: UDP-arabinopyranose mutase activity. The coding region runs from base 169 to 1215 and encodes 348 amino acids. Gene Ontology annotation, cellular component: Golgi apparatus; cytosol. Lineage: Eukaryota; Viridiplantae; Streptophyta; Magnoliopsida; Rosales; Rosaceae.